AUGAUAAAUCGAAUUCGUUCGUAUCCUUUAUUUCACAAGAAAUAUACUGAAAUACUCAAUGUAAAUAAGCAAGAUCUAGAAUCUUCUCCAACAGAUGUACAGCAAUACAAUAAAUUAUCUUAUACAGAUCGUGUGAUUAUUUUUAUUAUUUGUAUUUUAAGCUCAGCUAUUUGUUUUAUUUUUGCUAUUUUUUUGAUGACAACUUUGUUCAAACCAAGAAAAGUGGUUCUUUUAUGGACAAUUGCAAAUCUUUUAUUUCUUGCAUCAUUUUCUGCUCUUCAAGGUCCUUGGACUUAUAUUAAACAUUUAUUUUCUGCACCACGGUUUCCAUUUACAUGUAUUUACCUAGGGAGUAUGGUUUUGACUUUAUAUUUUAUUUUACAUUUAAAAUCAACUAUUCUUGCUAUUUUUUCCUCUAUAAUACAAUUUAUAACUUUGUUAUGGUACUUGAUUAGUUAUUUUCCAAUGGGAUCUCAAGGUCUCCAUUGGGGUUUUCGGCUUAUUAUAUCUAGAAUUAAGUCAUAUCUUGAUUCAUGA
Messenger RNA from Pneumocystis murina B123, 537 nucleotides. RefSeq lists its product as hypothetical. The transcript has 3 exons. The coding region runs from base 1 to 537 and encodes 178 amino acids. NCBI's taxonomy places the organism in Eukaryota, Fungi, Ascomycota, Pneumocystomycetes, Pneumocystales, Pneumocystaceae. The record is from RefSeq and is a predicted model, not a curated record. Gene Ontology annotation, biological process: vesicle-mediated transport. Gene Ontology annotation, cellular component: membrane.